Messenger RNA from Tupaia belangeri chinensis (Chinese tree shrew), 1177 nucleotides. It is a transcript of the gene S100A11, whose product is annotated as S100 calcium binding protein A11. The transcript has 3 exons. The record is from RefSeq and is a predicted model, not a curated record. Bases 38 to 355 code for a protein of 105 amino acids. Gene Ontology annotation, biological process: regulation of cell population proliferation. Gene Ontology annotation, molecular function: S100 protein binding; calcium ion binding; calcium-dependent protein binding. Gene Ontology annotation, cellular component: cytoplasm. NCBI's taxonomy places the organism in Eukaryota, Metazoa, Chordata, Mammalia, Scandentia, Tupaiidae.
UCCAGACGCCGCCACCAGUGCCUCCUUCAACUCCAACAUGGCAAAAAUCUCCAGCCCCACAGAGACCGAACGGUGCAUCGAGUCCCUGAUUGCUGUUUUCCAGAAGUAUGCUGGAAAGGAUGGCCACAACAUCACACUCUCCAAGACAGAAUUCCUGAACUUCAUGAACACAGAACUGGCUGCCUUCACAAAGAACCAGAAGGACCCUGGUGUCCUGGACCGCAUGAUGAAGAGACUGGACACCAACUCUGAUGGGCAGCUAGAUUUCCAAGAAUUUCUUAAUCUUAUUGGUGGGUUGGCUGUAGCGUGCCAUGACUCCUUCCUCAAGAGUUCCUUUUCUCAGAAGCGUAUUUGAGGAUCCCUUGGACCCACCCCUUGCCCUUCCAACUUCCCAGCCAUCAUCACCUCCUGAGAGCUUGGCACACCAACCACCCCAUGCAGGCCACUCCUACCAGUAGUAAUAAAAUAAUAUCAUUUUUUAAAACAUACACUAGAGAGCCAGUAAAUUUGUUCAAGGGAGGACAGAGAGUGGAAGGAAUGUAAACUAGAUUAACAGAAGUUGCUAGCAAAUACUAUAUACAAAGCUGUAAAAAUGCAUCUUGGAUACAGACAUAAUCAGGAGUAAUGAGACAACAGAAUUAUCUGUGAAUUAUUCAGACCAGUGGAGAGGCAUCACUUAUUGUUAGGAUUCACUCAUAUAUUACCUAUCUGGGUACUGUCACAGGCCCUGAGAAUACAGUCAGAGAGACAGACGAGGUCCUGCCUUCGCUGAGCUUCCUUUCUAGUGAGGAAAGAAGACAGUGAAUGCACCAUGGGACAGUGUGAUGCAUCCUAGGAAGGAAAGGUGAUGGGGUGGCAUGUACAGAUGAAUGGAGGUGGCAAGGGACAGUUCUGAGGAAUGACAUUCAUGCUGAGAUCUGAUGGACCAGAAGGGACACACAUUUGGAAAGAUGCAGGAGGGCACAUCAGGAGAAGGCACGGGGAGGGCAAAAGUCUUCAGGAGAGGAGGAGCUGGGGUAUUUGAAGACGAGAAAGAAGGCUAGUGUGGUUACGUGGCUUGUCCAGAGACAUGGAAUGCAGCUUUGCCCACCCCCACCUCAUGCCUCACAUUCAGUCAAAUCCCUAAGUCUAUUGAUUAUCAUACUUGAUUUACAAAUAAAGACAGUGGGGACCAGCA